AUGGGGACACGCCUCCCGCUGCGGUCUAAAGCGCUAACGUCCUCAGGGAGAGGAAACCAGUGGGAUGUUGAGCCGCAGAACCUCCCAAAUUCACACUACGGCGAAAAAGUCUCGUUGCUGGAUGGAGACGUUCAGAAAAGCAAACAUGACGAUGCUGAGGAAGCAGGGAGGAUCCAUGUGGUUCCGAUCCACGGGCGUCCGGACCUGCUGGUACCCUGCGCGGACCUGGUCAACUCCGAGUGGCGGAGGAGCCAGGCAGCCCGGGUCCAUUCCCUCCAGAAGUCCUGCUCGGAGUUCCCCGUCUGCCUGGUUCUCCUUCAGGGCCCCAGAGGGACAGAGGAGAGGCUCCUCGGCCACGCCCGGCUCACCCGGGUCGUAGGUCAUGGCAGCAGCCUGUUUGUAGAGUCAGUGGUGGUGUCCAAACAGGAGCGGGGGAAGGGCUAUGGUCGGGUUCUAAUGGAGGAGACGGAGCUGUAUGCUAAGCGCAGAGGCUUCAAGCGUCUGUGCCUGACCACCCAUGAUAAGCAGCACUUCUACGCCCAUCUCGGCUACGUCCUGUCCACGCCGGUGCAGAGCAAGGGUGCUGUGAUGGCGCUCCUCCCUACGGGGAUGCUCAUGAGACUUUCCAGAGCUCCAAACGCAGAAGCAAACCCAUCGAAACAAACGCCAACAAGAAUGGAAGACGUAGAAUGUACUUGUGUUGAUGGGUUACCUUCACCUUCUAAUUUACAAAAUCCUCUUAGUCUCUCUCCACCACCUCGUCCUCUUUCCUCCAUACCUCCACCACCUCCUCCACCACCUUGUCCUCUUCCUUCCGUACCUCCACCACCUCCUCCUACUUCUCUUUCCUCUUCAGUGCCUCCUCCUUCUCCUCCACCGCCCCAGUUUUCAGGAGACCCUGUAAUUCAGACUUUGACAGAAACCCCCUACAGAGACGCCAGAGGAGUUCCCAUCUUUUGGAUGCACAAGGACAUUUGAUGAACAGUUGGACAUGUCUGGGAGUGCACGUAUACACUCCCAGACACUUCAUAAAUAAAACACACUGAGACACACUCAGGGAAAACUGUCUUUAACCUCAGAGACGGCAUUAGGAAAUCAAACAAUCAAAGAUCAAUGCACUUCUUGCACAAGCUAACCUUCAACGUCCGGAACCAGUUGCAGAAGAACCAUAAAGACGGACAAAACACCAAUAAAGAGACAAAAUCUU
Messenger RNA from Poecilia latipinna (sailfin molly), 1207 nucleotides. It is a transcript of the gene naa80, whose product is annotated as N-alpha-acetyltransferase 80, NatH catalytic subunit. The coding region runs from base 1 to 978 and encodes 325 amino acids. The record is from RefSeq and is a predicted model, not a curated record. Gene Ontology annotation, molecular function: N-acetyltransferase activity; acetyl-CoA binding. Gene Ontology annotation, cellular component: cytoplasm. Gene Ontology annotation, biological process: protein acetylation. NCBI's taxonomy places the organism in Eukaryota, Metazoa, Chordata, Actinopteri, Cyprinodontiformes, Poeciliidae. The transcript is spliced from 2 exons.